Molecule: messenger RNA, 2232 nt
Organism: Penicillium antarcticum
Lineage: Eukaryota; Fungi; Ascomycota; Eurotiomycetes; Eurotiales; Aspergillaceae
Product: guanine nucleotide exchange factor VPS9
Exons: 5
Coding region: 1-2232 (743 amino acids)
Biological process (GO): vesicle-mediated transport
Cellular component (GO): endocytic vesicle; cytosol
Molecular function (GO): ubiquitin binding; small GTPase binding; guanyl-nucleotide exchange factor activity
Source: RefSeq, a predicted model, not a curated record
AUGUCGGCCUCAGACCUCUCGAUGUCUCAGCCCCCCGAGACGAGGGACCUCCAUAAUAACGAAGAUGUUGAGACGCCCGUAGCCGCUACUUUGACCGAUCUCUCCGCCCAAACACAGGAGGAAACCUCGAAGCCAGAUAACAACCAAACCGGCGAAAUGGGUCAUGAAAAGGCAAAAGAGCCACUGGUAUUAGUUGACCCCUCCGAUUCCGCUCCGAAAUCUUCGACAACAGCUCCCCAGCCCUCAUCACUACUUGAUCAAGAGCCACUUGCGGGGCAGAUGGAAAGCCUGUCGAUCUCAGGAAAUACGGUGCCAGACCAGUCACCCAGCGCGAAUGCUCCUCCUCCACCUACUCCUCCCGAAAAAGACGAUGUUUACCUCAACUCAGCCUCCGCGGCUCCUGCGCGAACACUUCCGCCUAUCGAUACAAGCUCCGCCGGUCCCGAGAAAGAGCUCCCAGAUGUGCCUGGCCGGAAUGAUACAGAGACAAAUCAGGCUGGUCAAGGCGAAGAAGCUCGAGAGGAUAAUGAUUCUCAGCCAGAGAUUCAAAAUAUUAUGGGGCAAUUCCAAGACCCCGCGCGAAGCUUCGACCAACAAGAAAUUAUGUCUCCGCGACUCGAACUUGCUGAUCAGUUCCGCGGUCCCGGCUAUUUCCCGCCGCGCAAGUCGAGUCUUGAUCCUGCGCCCCAGGCUGAAUCUGCAACUUCUCCUAUAGGUACAUCGCCAGAGAGCCAGGCAUUACCCAAAGUAUCCCACAAGUCUGUUGCUCAUGACGAGUCGAUGUCAACUCGGCGGUCGUCUACCUCCACCGUUCCACCGAUGCCGGAACCUGAAUCAGACAAGCCCUUUGACUUCCACCGGUUCCUCGAACAACUGCGUCACCGUACUGCCGACCCGGUGGCUAAGUUCUUACGCUCAUUCCUUAUGGAGUUUGGAAAGAAGCAAUGGAUGGUCCAUGAACAGGUCAAAAUUAUCAGUGAUUUCUUGACAUUUAUUACGAAUAAAAUGGCGGUAUGCGAAAUAUGGCGGGAUGUGUCAGAUAGCGAGUUCGACAACGCCAAAGAAGGCAUGGAGAAGCUUGUUAUGAACCGUUUGUACUCCCAGACUUUCGCGCCAGCCAUCCCGGCCCCCCAACAAUACCCAGAAGCGCAAGCCGGAGCCGACGGAGAGAGCUUGAGCGGCUUCAUGGGCCCUGGCGUCGAGGCCAGCACCAAGAGGACAUCGAACGAGAUGAUAUCCUGGCCCAGAAGAUUCGCAUCUAUGGCGCAGCAAGAAUUAUCAAAAAUUAACGGCUACCGGGCUCCCCGAGAUAAGGUGAUCUGCAUCCUGAAUUGCUGUAAGGUCAUCUUUGGUCUUUUGAAGAAUACUAAAAAGGCCGAUACAUCCGCCGACUCUUUCAUCCCUCUCUUGAUCUAUGUUGUUUUGCAUGCAAACCCGGAUCAUCUCGUCUCCAACAUCCAAUACAUUCUACGUUUCCGCAACCAAGACAAACUCGGCGGGGAAGCAGGAUACUACCUGUCGUCUUUAUCUGGAGCCAUCCAAUUCAUCGAGACACUCGACCGCACCAGUCUUACCGUUAGAGACGAAGAAUUCGAAACCAACGUCGAGGCUGCAGUCUCUGCCAUCGCAGAACAAAACCGUGAAUCAGAAACCUUACAAGAAAAAGCCUCAACCCAACCCCCCUCCCAACCUCAAGCCGGCCCAAGCCGCAAAGACGCCCCCCAGUUCAGUAGCGACGACGACACUUCCGCCCCCGUCGCAGGAUUACUCCGCACCAUUCAAAAGCCUCUCUCCACAAUCGGUCGCAUCUUCUCCGAUGACGGUGAUGCCGGCCCUUCAGCCCAAGACCGACCUCAACCCGUUCCCACCCCUCAGCCUGGAGUCGCUCCACCCCGACUCACCCCUAACGUCUACCAACCCCCGCGCACAAGCAGCGAGGAACGCCGUCGGUCCGGCGACGAGCGCUCCGGCCCUAUCCGCCACGGCAGCGGAGCAUCUGCUAAAAAGAACUUAACCCGUGUGCUCGAUGCCCAGGACGCGGCAGCCCGCCAGGCUAGCGCCGAGGAUGCCGAAGCGCGCCGUAUCCAGCGCAAAGAACAUAAUAAUGUUGUCGAGACGCUGUCCAACAUGUUCCCCAACCUGGACAAGGAUGUCAUCGACGAUGUCGUUAAGAUCAAACAGGGCAGGGUUGGUCUCGCCGUGGAUGCAUGCCUUGCUCUCAGUGCCGAGUAA